AUGGAUAAACAAGAUCUGCCUGAAGAAUUUGAUAUUGAGCAAAUGUUUAUCACUUAUCAAACAGGGAAAGGUUCGGAGCACACAGUUCCUGUUCUCUUUCCACCAGAAUGCAUAAAAGCAAUGCGAUAUCUGACAAACAAAGAAAUAAAAAAAGGUGCAAUUAAUGCCACCCAAAAUCGGCAUUGUAUUGCUACAAUCUUAGCAAAGCUGGAGUUAUCAGAAAAGGAAAAAACUUUAAUUUAUAAUCACUUUGGACAUUCAGAAAGAAUCAAUCAAAAUGUUUACCAAGCUGCUCCUGGAUCCUUACAAAUAAAAACAACAGGCAAAAGACUAAGAGCUAUUCAAGAAGUGACAAAGGUUGAUCUAACUCCAUUCAAGUCAAUUAUUUCUAAUUCAGCUGAACAAGACUUAAGCACUAUAGGAGAACAUGUAAUACCAACUGAUGUUAUAGAAAGUGAAACUGGAAGAAAAAAGUAUCCUAAAAGAUCUUUCCAUGAAGUUGAUUUUACAAAGAUAUCUGGAAAUGAUAGUAAAGUGGAAGGUGAGAGAAAGAUAAAGCAAGUGCUAAAACUUGAAAAAGAAAAAGCGAUCAAUAAAGAGAAAAAUUUAACAGUUGAAAAAAAGUCAUGGAAUAAGUCUAGUAAAGUUGCGUUUAACAAAGAAUUUGCUCUUCACCUUAAAAAUUAUCGUGGAUAUCCAGGCCGUAAAGAAAUGGAAGUAUUUGCAGAAAAAUUUUGUUUAGACCUCAAACAAAUCAGAACUAGAAUUGUUAAUACUCGAAGAAUAAAGCAGAAUUUUCGGAAGAAGACAGUUGCACUUAUGGGAAUUGAUUAAUGCUACUAGGUUGCUUUUAUGCCCUUUGCGGGCUGAUAUGACAGAAGGAAGCCUGCAACCAAACAAUUAAAUCUCAUUUAAUAUCAUUAAAUCUGUAGAUUAACACGCGUUAUUUUAGCUUAUAAGUAUAAUAAAAAUAGUAUAAACGUUUUCCUAAAAAGAGGUAACUUGCUUUUUCUAAUAAAAUUUGUGUUAAAACUGUGUAAUAUGGUGCCUACUUGCGUCAGUUUAAACCCUGAGUAUUUUUAACUGUUAUUGUUUUUAAACUUUGUGGUUGUUUGAGUUUUUGUUAUAAUAAUGUAUUAAAACUUUAUAAAAUAAUAAAAAAGAAAAUUGUUAUUAUUUUGAAAUAUGCUCCGAAUAUAAACGAUAAACGAGGUAAAUAAAUAUUUGUUAACUUAA
Molecule: messenger RNA, 1236 nt
Organism: Hydra vulgaris (swiftwater hydra)
Lineage: Eukaryota; Metazoa; Cnidaria; Hydrozoa; Anthoathecata; Hydridae
Source: RefSeq, a predicted model, not a curated record